This is a messenger RNA of Nerophis lumbriciformis (worm pipefish), 2040 nucleotides long. RefSeq names its product myelin and lymphocyte protein-like. Gene Ontology annotation, biological process: myelination. Gene Ontology annotation, molecular function: structural constituent of myelin sheath. Gene Ontology annotation, cellular component: membrane. Lineage: Eukaryota; Metazoa; Chordata; Actinopteri; Syngnathiformes; Syngnathidae. The record is from RefSeq and is a predicted model, not a curated record.
GUGAGCAGGUGCCAGGUGAAGGUGUGAGCAGGUGUCACGGUGGACACAGAGGUUGUAGACUGAAAGAGCAGAGAAGACCAGUGAGGUCAUGUGACCAGCAGCCAUUGCUAGCAUGGAUGAUGACUUUGCGGAGGGCGACGUGUGAUGCUAAGCUAACAGCGUACCUGGCGUGAUGUCGCACAGUCGAACGUUUCUGGGGCAGGAAGUGGUCAGUCUCUCUUCCUGAGCCCAGGUGGACGGCGACCACGGCCUCCCUGAUGAAAGCCAAAGAAGAAACAUGGCCACUGGCGAGGAGUGAGGGGGCGGGUCUUACCUCCUCCAGUCGGUGUCGUACGGCCACCUGCCAACCAGCUCCAAGCACUGCACUCUACCACUUCCUGUCACUCACCAAACACAGCUGCUGGCGCUCCAGGUCAAAGGUCAGCCCGUUGGGAAGACCCAGGUGGUCUCGGACCAGCAACGUCCUAUGCAGUACUGGUCCCAGUCUGUCCUCAACAGCUGCCUGCACGCACACACUUCACUUUACUUGACUCAGGAUUACUGUACUUAACUCAGGAUUACUGUACUUGACUCAGGAUUACUUUACUUCACUCAGGAUUACUGUACUUGACUCGGGAUUACUGUACUUGACUCAGGAUUACUGUACUUGACUCAGGAUUACUUUACUUCACUCAGGAUUACUGUACUUGACUCGGGAUUACUGUACUUGACUCAGGAUUACUGUACUUGACUCAGGAUUACUUUACUUCACUCAGGAUUACUGUACUUGACUCAGGAUUACUUUACUUCACUCAGGAUUACUGUACUUGACUCAGGAUUACUUUACUUCACUCAGGAUUACUUUACUUCACUCAGGAUUACUGUACUUGACUCAGGAUUACUUUACUUCACUCAGGAUUACUGUACUUGACUCAGGAUUACUGUACUUGACUCAGGAUUACUUUACUUCACUCAGGGUUACUUUACUUGACUCAGGAUUACUGUACUUGUAUAUAUGUAUAAAAAGUGUGUGUGCCUUAUAGAAAAGUGCACAAGGUGAACAAGAGAAGGUGAAGUGAUGCAUGACGGUUACCAUGGUAACGAGACCUUAUGUCACUUCAAGGCCAGGUGUUGAAUGACCUUCGCAGUGACCUUCCACAGACACGUGGCAGGAAGGCACAUCCCGGUCACCAUGGCGACCAUGACAGCAACACGCUUGGCACGUCUGCGGCGGGGUCACCUGCGCAGAGGCGUGGUCACGUGACUGCAAUUAGCGCCGUCAGUGGGAGGCUUGUUGUCAUGGCGACGAGCGGCUCAGCUGACUCAAACAUUGAAGAGCGUCGGGUACACCUGCGAGUGUGUGUGUGUGUGUGUGUGUGUGUGUGUGUGUGUGUGUGUGUGUGUGUGUGUGUGUGUGUGUGUGCUCCACCAGGACAUGACCCUGCACCUGUUGUAGUGCCUUUGAGCAGCAGCAGGAUGACGUCCAACACCCAAGUGAACACCAUGGAACACCUGCCUAGUGGUCUGAGGGUCUGCUGCACCAUCCCUGACAUCUUCUACCUGCCUGAACUGGUGUUUGGUGGUCUGGUGUGGGUUCUGGUGGCAUGUACACGGGUUGUCCCAGAGAACCCCCAAGGCUGGGUGAUGAUGGUUUCUGUCUUCUGCUUCGUCUUCACCUUCCUGUGGAUGAUGAUGUUUACAUGUGGAUGUCAUUCCAACAAGAGCAGCUGGGCGGCAGCAGACUUUGUGUAUCAUUUUAUCGCCACCGUCUUCUACCUGAGCGCCUCUGUGGCCUUGGCCAAGGUCACGCUGGACAUGAGGGACAAUGGCCGCCUGCAGGACUACCAGCUGGACAUCUCAGCCGUGGUCUUCUCAUACGCCACAACGCUGCUCUACUUCGUGCACACCAUCUUGUCAGCCGUCAGAUGGAAGUCCUUCUAGAAUCUUCCUACCUGGGGGGGAUUAUCAAGGGUGUCCUAACUUUUUACACUGAGAAAAAUGAAAACAUGCGGGAACCAUUUUGAUAUUUUUCAUUUACAAAAUAAACACCAUCCAUCCAUC